This is a messenger RNA of Magnolia sinica, 3234 nucleotides long. RefSeq lists its product as uncharacterized. The coding region runs from base 32 to 3049 and encodes 1005 amino acids. NCBI's taxonomy places the organism in Eukaryota, Viridiplantae, Streptophyta, Magnoliopsida, Magnoliales, Magnoliaceae. The transcript has 8 exons. Gene Ontology annotation, cellular component: intracellular membrane-bounded organelle; membrane. The record is from RefSeq and is a predicted model, not a curated record. Gene Ontology annotation, molecular function: ATP hydrolysis activity; P-type magnesium transporter activity; ATP binding. Gene Ontology annotation, biological process: magnesium ion transport.
CUAACCGUCUUCCCUGGUUGGUAGUUGAAGAAUGGAAAACAGCUCUCUCUCUCUCUCUCUCUCUCUCUCUCUCUCUACCAUUACUGUUUCCCUUCUUAUCCUUCACAUUUACAGAAUAUCCCCGCAAUGCCCUCUGCAAUUCCUUUCCUCAUUCUCUCUUCCCUACUCCUGCCAAUUUCUCAUCGACCCACCAAUGGAAUUCAAUAAAAUCUCCAACUCCUUUGGUUCUUCCAGCGUCGACCACCCAUCGGCAGGUGCCAUCCGCGAAAAUCUCUUGAAGAAACAUGGCCCUAGUCACCGAAUCCCGAAAAGGGGAUUCGCGGAUUGCGUUCUGGAUUGCUUGGGAAAGCUCAUUUCAAGAAAAAAGGUUGAUAGGGGAAUGCGGUCUGAAGAGGAAGAGAAGGUUGAUGCUUGGUUGCAUGCCUUGGCUCAGUCUGAAAAGGACUUGGUUUUCGAAUAUGUGAGGUCGACAGAAAGAGGCCUGAGCUUUAGGGAGGCAGAGAGGAGACUGCAAGAAAGUGGCCCAAAUGUUCCUCUUGAUCAUACCUACCCGAGAUGGUGGCAAAUGCUAUGGGAUGCUUUCAUUCACCCAUUCAAUAUCAUUCUGAUUGUCUUAGCAGCUCUGUCAUACAUAUCGUACGAUUAUGCUAAUGGAAGCAUUAUGUUCAUACUGGUGUUCAUCAGUGUUGGACUCCGAUUUCACCAGGAGUUUACAAGUUCAAAAGCGGCCAUGAAGCUGUCAGAGCUUUUAAAAUCGCCUGUUAAAGUUCAGAGGUGCGCCGGUAGAUUUGUUCAGACAGAACUGAUCGUUCAAAUUGAUCAAAAGGAUAUUGUGGCUGGUGACAUUGUCCAUUUCAGUCCUGGGGAUCUGUUUCCUGGUGAUGUGCGGCUAUUGACCUCAAAAGACCUUGUUGUAAGUCAGUCUUCAUUAACAGGCGAGUCUGGGACGCUUGAGAAAAUUGCAGAGAUCAAAGAAGAUCCACGGACUCCUUUGCUUGAGCUUAGGAAUAUAUGUUUCAUGGGAACAAGUGUGGUAUCUGGUUGUGGCACUGGGUUAGUCAUUUCAACUGGAUCUAAGACUUACAUGAGUACCAUAUUUGCCACAUUAGGAAAAGAAAAACCGCCUGACGCCUUUGCCUCUGGUGUGCGGCGUGUUUCUUAUGCACUUAUUUGCGUUAUGCUUGUCAUAGUCCCCAUUAUCGUCUUCUUGGAUUACAAUACAUCACAAAACUGGAGUGAGAGUAUUCUAUUUGGGAUCUCUGUUGCAGUUGGUCUUACUCCUCAGAUGCUUCCUCUCAUUGUGAAUACUAAUCUUGCAAAAGGAGCCCUUGCAAUGGCCAGAGACCGAUGCAUAGUCAGAAGCUUAGUUGCUAUACAAAACAUGGGAGCCAUGGAUAUCCUAUGCCUUGAUAAGACUGGAACUCUGACCAUGGACCAGAUUAUAAUGCUACAUCACCUUGAUAGCUGGGGCUUACCCAAAGAGCGGGUUUUGCAGUUCGCAUUCCUUAAUGCUUACUUCAAGGCUGAAUUGAGGAAUCCGGUGGACGAUGCAAUUUUGGCGUAUGUUUAUACUAGUGGAUACAGGUUUGAGGCAUCCAAGUGGAGAAAGAUAGAUGAGAUACCUUUUGAUUUUUCACGGAGAAGAGUGUCUAUAAUCAUGGAAACAUAUCUGAAAAAUAUGCAUGACAGAAAUGGGCCUUGUCCUGAUAUUAGUAGAUUCAUGGUUACAAAAGGAGCACUCGAGGAAGUACUAGAUAUUUCUAGUUUCGUUGAGCAUAUCGAUGGCGGCUUUACCUCUCCUCUCUCUUUGGAAGACCGUCAGAGAAUCCUACAUAUGGGUGAAGAACUAAGUAAUGAUGGAUUACGGGUUGUGGGGUUGGCAAUAAGAAGGAUAAAAAUGGAAACCGUUGGUGGGAGAGCUGUUGAUGAUGACACAAUUGAAUCCAAUAUGGUUUUCCUCGGUCUACUCACCUUUUUUGAUCCCCCCAAAGAUUCUGCAAAGCAAGCUCUACGGCGUCUGGCAGAGAAGGGUGUAAAGGCGAAGGUCUUAACCGGCGACUCCCUUUCCUUAGCCAUUAAGGUCUGCAAAGAAGUGGGCAUCAGAACCACCCACGUGAUAACCGGCCCUGAUCUUGAGCUCCUCGACCAGGCCACCUUCCAUGAUACUGUGAAGAGAGUCACGGUACUGGCCCGCCUCACUCCGACCCAAAAGGUCCAUGUGGUUCAGUCUUUGCAAACUGCCGGAAACCACGUCGUUGGGUUCUUGGGCGAUGGAAUAAACGAUGCCCUUGCAUUGGACGCUGCCGAUGUCGGGAUCUCGGUUGACUCAGGCGCGUCAGUGGCUAAGGAUCUUGCCGACAUUAUCCUUCUCGAGAAGGACCUUAAUGUCCUUGUUGCAGGUGUAGAACGUGGUAGGAUCACGUAUGGAAACACCAUGAAGUAUCUAAAAAUGUCAGUUGUCGCUAACAUAGGCAGCAUUAUAUCACUCCUUGUCGCGACCACAUGCUUGCCGUUCGAGCCGUUGACACCAAUGCAGCUUCUUACACAGAACUUCUUAUACAAUCUAGGUCAGAUUGCAAUCCCAUGGGACAAAAUGGAGGAAGAGUACGCAAGGAACCCACAGCAUUGGUCCCACAAAGGACUGCUAUUAUUCAUGUUGUGGAAUGGGCCAGUCUGCUCUAUAUGCGAUAUCGCUGCCUUUGUGUUUCUUUGGUUCUAUUACAAUGCUUACCUGCCUUCUCAAUACAAGUUCUUCCAUUCAGCUUGGUUUGUUGAGGGCUUACUAAUGCAGACACUCAUCAUCCACAUGAUCAGGACAGAGAAAAUUCCAUUCAUCCAGGAGGUGGCAUCGUGGCCUGUGAUCUUUUCUACAGUCGUGGUUUCUGCGGUUGGGAUCGCAAUCCCAUUCACUCCUGUUGGAAAGGUUAUGGGACUGACUGAUCUUCCACUAUCCUAUUUUGGGUUUUUGGUCUUGCUUUUUCUUGGGUAUUUUUUACUUGGGCAGGUGAUCAAGAGGGCUUAUAUCAUGUUCUAUAGGAGAUGGCUUUAAUCGACGAAUGCAUUCGAGGAAGCAAAUGGAUUGGAUCUUUUGCAUGUGUAUAAAGAUCAUGGUACGUUAACAGUAUACAAUGGAGAUAAAUGUAGGAUUGGAGCCUUAGGCAGUGUUUGGAUGCACAACUGAAUCGAAUUGUGAACUGUUAGUUUUAUGAGGAGGAGAUGACAAAAGAUUAAUGA